Messenger RNA from Emiliania huxleyi CCMP1516, 225 nucleotides. RefSeq lists its product as hypothetical. The record is from RefSeq and is a predicted model, not a curated record. The transcript has 3 exons. Lineage: Eukaryota; Haptophyta; Isochrysidales; Noelaerhabdaceae. The coding region runs from base 1 to 225 and encodes 74 amino acids.
AUGAUGAACGCCAAGGAAGCCCCGCGCUACAAGGGAUUCUUUAAGAUCUUCUUCUUCUCCCUGCUGGCGAUGGUUUUCGGGUUCCUCUGCGGGCUCGGUGCCCUGAAGGCAGACGCGCUGACCUCGUCGAAGCUGGCCAUCCUGCGUGCGCAUGAUCGGCAGCUGCUCGUCGAGGUCGGCAAGACGUCCGAUGUGCUCGCGGAUUACGGCGAGCGCGAGCGCUAG